Messenger RNA from Prunus armeniaca (apricot), 2550 nucleotides. NCBI's taxonomy places the organism in Eukaryota, Viridiplantae, Streptophyta, Magnoliopsida, Rosales, Rosaceae. The record is from the annotation of a GenBank genome assembly.
AUGAUUGUGCAUUCUGAUGUAUGGGGACCGUCGAAAAUAGCUACUCUUGGUGGUGCUCACUGGUUUGUUACUUUUAUUAACGAUUGCACCAGAAUGACUUGGGUUAUUUUGUUAAAAUCAAAAAGCGAAGUUAGUUCAGCCUUUCAAAGGUUCCAUAAAAUGGUUGCUGUGCAAUACAACAGGAAUAUCCAGGUUCUUAGAAGUGACAAUGGUGGUGAAUAUGUUAAUAUGGAACUUCGUUCCUUCCUAGAACUGCAUGGUAUUGUUCAUCAGACCACGUGCCCGUAUACUCCUCAACAGAAUGGGGUUGCUGAACGCAAAAAUAGACACCUGUUAGAAAUGGUUCGUGCUUCACUCAUUGAGGCACAUCUGCCUCUAUAUUAUUGGGGAGAGGCGCUUACGUCCGCAGCCUAUCUUAUUAAUCGUCUUCCUUCUCGUACUAUCAACUUCCAUACACCAUUUCAGGCUCUCACAUCUCAGACUAGUACCACCGACUCCCAAUCUUCCCCCACGGAUCUUGGGUCAUCACGUUUGGAGUACACAGCACCUAGAGAAGGGCAGCAGUCCACGUGUUAUGGUGAUCAGCUCACAGCAUCUGGCAACGGGCAGCAGCCUGUGUGCUUUGGUCAUCAGCCCACUGAGCAGGUCCCUGAGGAGCAGCAAACAUUGCAGGAGGAAGAGCAUCCCACGGGUCCCACGGGGUUUGGGCUUGAUGAUGAGCUGCAGCCCAUUAUUUGUAAUGGAACCGAGCAGCAACUACAGCAAUUGCCACAGGAUUUUCCUUCCGAUGUUAUAUCAGAUCCAAGUAUAAACUCGUCUUAUGUUAAUUCUCAUAACCAAUCGUCUUCUACACCGGAUGCAACUCCACUCCGUCGCCUUCCAGAGCGUAUUAAUCGAGGUAUUCCCAAACCCACUUACGAGGCAGAUCCUAAGUGUAAACACAAGUAUUCCUUGAGUGAGCCAAAUUCCGAUUCAAAAGUGAGAUACCCAUUAAACAAUUAUGUGUCUACCUGUCACCUGUCAGAAUCAAAUAAGUCAUUUGUAUAUCAAUUAUCUACUGUAUCUAUUCCUAACAGUGUGCAGGAGGCCUUAGCAGAUUCCCGCUGGAAAGAUGCAAUGAACGAAGAAUUAAGGUCGUUGAAGAAGAGUGCUACCUGGGAAAUAACCGACUUGCCAGCCGGAAAGAAGUCUGUGGGAUGCAAAUGGGUUUAUACAGUGAAAUACAAAGCAGAUGGAACAAUUGAUCACUUUAAGGCAAGAUUGGUGGCCAAGGGGUAUACACAAAAAUAUGGCAUUGACUACACUGAUACGUUCGCACCAGUGGCAAAGAUUAAUACAGUUCGUGUUCUACUGUCCUUAGCAGCAAAUCUAGAUUGGCCUUUGCAACAGUUCGAUGUGAAAAAUGCAUUCCUCCAUGGAGAUCUAAUUGAGGAGAUUUACAUGGACCUUCCACCAGGGUGGAGUGAUCCGGACAUACGGAAACAAAAGGUAUGUAGGCUCAAGAAAUCAUUGUAUGGAUUGAAGCAGUCUCCAAGAGCCUGGUUUGGUAGAUUUACCAAAUCCAUGAGAGCAUUCGGGUAUAGGCAAAGUAAUUGGGAUCACACGUUAUUCCUGAAACGCAGGAAUGGAAAGGUUACAGCUCUCAUCGUAUAUGUGGAUGAUAUGGUGGUUACUGGUAACGAUCCUAUUGAGCAAGCAGCCUUGAAAAAAUAUUUGUCCACAGAAUUUGAAAUGAAAGAUCUUGGUUCUUUGAAAUAUUUUCUUGGGAUUGAGGUGUCGAGGUGCAAGUCUGGGAUAUUUCUAUCACAAAGGAAGUAUAUUCUUGACCUGUUAAAAGAAACUGGCAUGACAGCGUGCAAGCCGGUGUCUACUCCAUUGGCCGAAGGAAUGAAGUUGGGUAUUGAUCAUAACCAAGGAUCGAUUGAUAAAGGGAGGUAUCAAAGGUUAGUGGGAAGAUUGAUGUACUUGGCUCACACUAGGCCGGAUCUUGCUCAUGCCUUAAGUGUAAUUAGUCAAUAUAUGCACAAUCCGGGAGAACAACACAUGAGUGCAGUUAUGAGAAUAUUGAGUUACUUGAAAGGAAGCCUUGGUAAAGGAAUUUUAUUUCGAAAAAAUGGGCAUUUCAGAAUUGAGUGCUAUACAGAUGCUGACUGGGCCGGAUCAACGGAUGAUAGGCGCUCGACAUCCGGGUAUUUUACCUUUGUUGGGGGAAAUCUAGUAACGUGGAGAAGUAAGAAGCAGAAUGUUGUAUCAAGGUCAAGCGCAGAAGCCGAAUUUAGAGGCAUGGCACUCGGUAUUUGUGAACUCUUGUGGCUUAAGUUUCUAUUACAAGAUGUGGGGGUCAAAUGUGGUCAGCCGAUGAAGUUAUUCUGUGACAAUAAAGCUGCUCGUGAUAUUGCUCAUAAUCCAGUGCAACAUGAUAGGACCAAGCAUGUAGAGGUUGACAGGUUCUUUAUUAAGGAGAAGCUAGAUAGCAAAGUAAUUGAGGUUCCUCCCAUAGGAACGAACGACCAAGUAGCAGAUAUUCUCACUAAAGCGGUUUUCGAGUGA